AUACAGCCGGAGCCCUGGGUGCCCAAGCUCAGGACCUAGCAGCACUCUUGGGUCAGAGCCGCCCAAGGGGCAGCCCCAAGGGCCGCAGCCAUGAACGGGACGGAGGGCCCGAACUUCUACGUGCCCUUCUCCAACAAGACGGGCGUGGUGCGCAGCCCCUUCGAGUACCCGCAGUACUACCUGGCUGAGCCAUGGCAGUUCUCCAUGCUGGCUGCCUACAUGUUUCUGCUGAUCGUGCUGGGCUUCCCCAUCAACUUCCUCACGCUCUACGUCACGGUGCAGCACAAGAAGCUGCGCACGCCCCUCAACUACAUCCUGCUGAACCUGGCCGUGGCAGACCUCUUCAUGGUCUUCGGUGGCUUCACCACUACUCUCUACACCUCUCUACAUGGAUACUUUGUCUUCGGGCCUACAGGAUGCAAUCUGGAGGGCUUCUUUGCCACCGUGGGAGGUGAAAUCGCCCUGUGGUCCUUGGUGGUACUGGCCAUCGAGCGGUAUGUGGUGGUGUGUAAGCCCAUGAGCAACUUCCGCUUCGGGGAGAACCACGCCAUCAUGGGUGUCGCCCUCACCUGGGUCAUGGCGCUGGCCUGCGCCGCGCCCCCCCUCGUCGGAUGGUCCAGGUACAUCCCGGAGGGCAUGCAGUGCUCGUGUGGGAUUGACUACUACACGCUCAAGCCGGAGGUCAACAAUGAGUCCUUUGUCGUCUAUAUGUUCGUGGUGCACUUCUCCAUCCCCAUGGUCAUCAUCUUCUUCUGCUAUGGGCAGCUCGUCUUCACGGUCAAGGAGGCAGCGGCGCAGCAGCAGGAGUCAGCCACCACCCAGAAGGCGGAGAAAGAGGUCACCCGCAUGGUCAUCAUCAUGGUGAUCGCGUUCCUGAUCUGCUGGCUGCCCUAUGCCGGUGUGGCAUUCUACAUCUUCACCCACCAGGGCUCCAACUUUGGCCCCGUCUUCAUGACCAUCCCAGCAUUCUUUGCCAAGACCUCCUCGGUCUACAACCCCGUCAUCUACAUCAUGAUGAACAAGCAGUUCCGGAACUGCAUGCUCACCACCCUCUGCUGUGGCAAGAACCCACUGGGUGAUGAGGAUGCCUCCACCACUGCCUCCAAGACGGAGACCAGCCAGGUGGCACCGGCUUAAGCCCCGCUGAGGACUCUGUGGCCCACCGCAGGAGUCUCCCACCCCCACCCCGCCACAGCUACAGCCGCCCCACCAGGCGCCGGCCCUGUUGGAACCAGGUCACUCAGACCACCUGAGUUUUUUUUUUUAAAGAGUUACUGAGAGAGGAAAGGCUCCCCACUCAGCGGGGUUGGCCCAAUCUGGAGCCCCGAGUUCCUGGGGGCCAGCAGGAUCUGCACCCCUUCUCCCCCCAACUCAUCUCUCAGGAACACAAGAACUCUUCUUCUCUGAAAAGUGUCCCAGUUUAGGGAUAAGUGUCUAGCACAGAGUAGGGCACACAGUAGGUGUUUAAUAAAUGCUAGAUGGUUGAAGGAAAGAAUGAGUAGAGGAGUGAGUGGAGAGAUGAAUGGUCAGGGGGAGCCUAUCAUCCUCCCCAAACCACCUUAGCAGCAGCAGGUCAUCCUUGGACAUGACCCUGAACAGUUGUUCCCCUCCUGGGCCUCACUUUCUUCCCUGUAAGGUGGAAACCCCCAAAAUCCCCUGCCCUGCCAACACAUGGCUGCGUGCGGAUUGAAUGAGAUUGUGUGUGUGCAUGAGGGGGGUGUAUUUAAGCACUUUGUAAAUGGUAAGGAGCUGUACAAACUGUAGUUAACAUUAUGAAUAAUAUAAAUUAAUACAAUUAACUAAUUACUAUGCUCAUCUCCUCUUGAUAGUCACUAGUUUUGAAAUUGAGCCAGACCCCAAGCAUCCAGCCUCAACAGGUUUUUAAAAAUUAACCAGGUGUCAAGGUCAGACCAGGCCUGGGGGUUGGCCACUGGGAGGGAAUCAAGAGAGUGCAGAAUGCAGCCAUCAGGCCUGAAAAAAACAACAACACUGGAGUCCGGGGGCCAAGUCCAGGUCUCACCCCCAGCUUGGAGCUCCAGGGCUGGUGCCUCCCCUUCUCCAGUCAGCCUGGGGAGAGACAGCUUCUGGAGGCCACCUGCUCUCUUGCCCAACAUCCAGGCCGCAGCAUAUCUCAGCCCUGAUGGCAUCUAGAAGGCAGGCUCACCUGCCCGCAUUUAAUGAAGAGCUGAGCCCCCAGUGUCACUCUUGUCUUGAAAAAGUGGGCAAUUUGGCUGGAUCCACCUUCCCCCGGAUGUUCACAAGCCCCAGAUUCUACCUCCCUUGCUGAGGGAGCCCAUCUUUGGUGGUUCCAGCCCAUUCUCCAUUCUGGAGAGUCCUUGCUGCAAAGCUGGACGGAACUCUGGGGUGUCAGAAUUGAGCUGCCUCAGUAACUGCCCUCUCCCUCUCCACAAAACCAAAGCUGAAGGCUCUAGCUCUCUCCAGCUCUGUCUGGACACUAAGGUAAAUUGGGGCAUUAAAAGCUCAGCUCCUAUAUGUGGUGUUAAAGAUGGUGGUUUUUGUUGCUCUCACACUCUUUAUCUGAAGGAUGGAUUAAAACUGGGCAGCAUUCACCUAA
Manis javanica (Malayan pangolin) is the source of this 2575-nucleotide messenger RNA. RefSeq names its product rhodopsin (gene RHO). NCBI's taxonomy places the organism in Eukaryota, Metazoa, Chordata, Mammalia, Pholidota, Manidae. Gene Ontology annotation, molecular function: G protein-coupled receptor activity. Gene Ontology annotation, biological process: G protein-coupled receptor signaling pathway; phototransduction; visual perception. The record is from RefSeq and is a predicted model, not a curated record. Gene Ontology annotation, cellular component: membrane.